CAGAGCGUCGAGGGUGGGACCAUCAACCUCAGCAUUCACACGUAGGAGAGGGCGAGGACACCUUUGUAUAGGACGAAUCCAGACUACAGCUAUAGUGAGCAUCGACCAUCCAAUACUACCACAACGGAACUAAAAGAAUCGAAGCUCUGUCAGAUUAUAGACCGACUUUCAAAGUGUUUCUGGAAAAUAUACAGGAUAUAUUUCUAGCAGGAUAUACAUUAUACUUCGAGCCAUGAUGAAUGCAGUAGCAGAUGAUGAAUUCGAAUCAGUCCUGUGGAUCGCCCGGGAGUGCUACGUCUAUCGAUUACCACCACGGACUUCCUCCGCCGGCUACAAGGCCGCAGAAUGGGGCGACAUGGAAGCCUUUCUUUGGAAAGGAAGGCUACGAAUCCUCGAGAGAGGGAGCGAGAAUGACCCGACCAACUCGACUAAAUGCUUCAUUCGGCUGGAAGAUGCGGACACUGGUGAACUGUUUGCAAACUGUCCCUACACCCUUGAUGGGAAAUCCGUCGAACCUGUCCUUGAUUCAUCACGUUAUUACGUGAUCAGGGUCGAAGAUGCCACAACUGGUCAACGAGCUUUCCUGGGCAUGGGGUUUCCCGAACGGUCCGACAGUUUUGAUUUCAAUGUGGCCCUUCAGGAUUGGACCAAGCGACAACGCAACACAACCAAACGGGAGGAAGUCGAUCAAGGGCCAUCGCCGCACAUCCCCAGCGGUCCAAAGCGGGAUUUCUCACUGAAGGAGGGCCAAACGAUCUCGAUCUCGUUUGGAGGCGGACACGGCAAUCGGUCUACCUCAUCAACAACCAAGAAGUCCACUGGAUCCGCUGCCUCUGACGCCCUUGUCCCUCCUCUUUUACCUCCUCCUCCACCACCUCCUCGAAAAUAACUCAAGUCAUCAAUCUCAAAUCUUAUCUCUUCUUUCUAGUUGCACAGAUUUUUUUUCUUCCUUUUCUUCGUGAGUCCUUUUUGCUGAGAUAACCCUCAUAUCAUCUUACAGCUGUCGAUAUAUUUCAUGUAUAGUGGCCUGCUUCUCCCUUUUGUUGAGUAGUGUGCUUUGUAAGAUCACCAUUUGUCUACCUAAAAAGCAUUAUCCUGUUUGUUUGAUUUUUUGAUCACACUUUUUAAUUGUAGGUAGUGGAAUUAUAAAGAUGGCUAAGAUACUCCACGGCUGCAAAAACA
Puccinia graminis f. sp. tritici CRL 75-36-700-3 is the source of this 1182-nucleotide messenger RNA. RefSeq lists its product as uncharacterized. The transcript is spliced from 5 exons. NCBI's taxonomy places the organism in Eukaryota, Fungi, Basidiomycota, Pucciniomycetes, Pucciniales, Pucciniaceae. The record is from RefSeq and is a predicted model, not a curated record. The coding region runs from base 233 to 889 and encodes 218 amino acids. Gene Ontology annotation, biological process: endocytosis. Gene Ontology annotation, cellular component: membrane; clathrin vesicle coat.